Molecule: messenger RNA, 3084 nt
Organism: Neospora caninum
Lineage: Eukaryota; Apicomplexa; Conoidasida; Eucoccidiorida; Sarcocystidae
Product: putative ATP-dependent DNA helicase
Exons: 7
Coding region: 1-3084 (1027 amino acids)
Biological process (GO): double-strand break repair via homologous recombination
Cellular component (GO): cytoplasm; chromosome
Molecular function (GO): four-way junction helicase activity; ATP binding; 3'-5' DNA helicase activity
Source: RefSeq, a predicted model, not a curated record
AUGGUGACAAACGACGCAGAGGGAGGGAUGGAGAAGAAAGAGGAGAGGGACGGAAAGCCUCCAUUGGGUGGAAAUACAGACUCUCUGAAGCUGCGGGAGGCCGCGGGUGUCGCGGGACCGCUGACGCGGAAACGCCCCGAGAGUGAGACCGACAGACAUGCGUGUUUUUUUGAGAAGCGCGAGAAAGAUGGAGCAGAGGGAGAUGGAGAAGGCGCCGCGAGGCCGGGGAAGUCUCUCAGAGACGAGAGCCUGCUGCAGGCUCUCAAAAAUGCAUUUGGAUACAGCGCCUUCCGAGAGGGUCAAGAGCAGGCAGUACGUGCCAUCCUCGAAGGCAAGGACGCGCUGGUCAUCAUGCCCACAGGAGGCGGAAAAAGUCUGACUUACCUUCUUCCCGGCCUUUUGCUUCCCGGUCUCGUUAUCAUCGUCUCGCCUCUUCUGGCUCUGAUGGAUGACCAGUCGUCUCCCUUCUCUGGCGGCGCCUCGCGUUCCUCUCUUUCGUGCCUCGCUUCGUCUGUUUCGCGCGGAAAGUACAAAUUCCUGUUUGUCACUCCCGAGCAAGUGUCGAGCCCGACAUUUCAACGCGUGCUGGGCCAGCUGGAGGCCAGGCGGCGUGGCGUGGGGAUCGGCGAAGAAACGAAGGAAAACCGAAGAAACGAGGAAGCGAACGGAAACCGAAGCCAAGGCGUCGCACUCAUCGCUGUCGACGAGGCCCAUUGCAUCUCCACCUGGGGCCACGACUUCCGGCGGAGCUACAGGCAAGUCGAGCGGCAAAACCUCUCAGUCCUGCGCACGAUUCUGCCGGAGACUCCCCUCUUGGCCUGCACAGCGACGGCGACUCCUGCAGUUUGUGCGGACAUUCAAACCAGCUUGGCGUUGAGAGACGCGGUUCGAGUUGGCCUUUCGUUCGACAGGAAAAACAUUUUUUACGAGGUGCGAAUGAAGAGGCGACUCGGCCCGAGACCUGUCGAAGCGGACGACGAGGAGGCUGCAUUAGAAGGGGACCCAGCGACUGCCGCCGAGGAGGAGGAAGACUGGACCUUGGAAGACAUGGGCGCAGAAGUUGCAUCGCGACACCGAGGAGAGUGCGGGAUCGUGUACUGCUUCAAAAAAGCGACCUGCGACAGUGUCGCGACAGCCCUCCGGCGCAAGGGGAUUCCAGCUCAGGCUUACCACGCUGGCCUUUCCGACAAGGUUAGGUGUGAACUCCAGCGAGCGUGGAUGACGGGGAAGAUUCUGGUGCUCGUCGCCACCGUGGCGUUUGGGUUGGGCGUGGACAACCCCAACGUCCGUUUCGUCUUCCAUCACUCCUUGCCCAAGACGAUGGAAGGCUACUACCAGGAAUCGGGACGUUGCGGCCGAGACGGGCGCCCGGCCCACGCGCUUCUCUAUUACUCGCCUCGGAAUUUCGAGAGCCUGCGUUACAUCAUGGACUACACGUUCUCUCAGCUCAAGCUGUACGCGAAGGGGGAGCCGAAGGGCCGCGCGCGCCCCCAAAAGGGGACUGGAAACCGUCGAGGGGGAGAAGCGAAACCGGAGGAAGAAAGCGAAGAGACAGCCGAGACGGUCGACGAUCACAAGGCAAGGCUGGAGCAUAUGGAGAGACGCUAUCGAAAAGACCUCGAGUCGCUGAAAGAAGUUCGACAGUACUGCGAAGAAACAGUCUGUCGGCGCGCACGCAUUCUGAACUUUUUUGGGGAGAGUCUCCCGCCUCGGCGUUCGUCCGGACCCGGUCCCUCCGGUCGACGCGGCAGUGGCGAAGCGCAGCAGGGGACAGAGAGGAAGCGAAACAGAGAGGCAACGGAACAGGACGUCACGUCCUGCCCCGGGGGCGUCAAGCGAGAGAGAAAAGACCAGCUAGUCAGUGCCGAGAGCCCCGAAGGCACGCCCUCGUCCGGUCCGUCUUCUCCACGGCCCCCAGGCGGCCUGUGUGUCGGGGUGUCUCCCAGCGAGAGGGCGACCCCGUGCAUGAACUGCAGAGAGGCCGAGGCAGGCAAGCGUGAGGUGGAACGAAAGAACCACUCACAUGGAGAGGAAGGAGCAUCGGACCUGAGUCCAGUGUCCGCGGGUAUCUCCAGCGCAGAUGCCUGGCGGUGUUGUGAUUUGUGCGAGCAAAGAGAAGCAGAAAAGGCCAACGGCCGCGGUUCUCUGGGAAAGGCACUCUCCACUGCUGCGCCCUCCGCGCGUCUCCUUGCCUCUCUCGCUUCUCGGGGGUGCACGCGCGUCUCGUCUGCUGCGCGGCCAGCCCGGAGCUUCCCAGGAGGAGGCAUGGCGGCGGUCGUCGGGGAAGACGAGGGUGGGGCGCUCGCCUGUGGCACUCUGGAGUUUGAGAAGAACGACUGUUCAGACGACGAGUCGCGGGGCGAGUCGGGGUGGUACGGAUCCAAAGGGAGUUUUCGGGAGUCGGCACACCUGCGCCGAACGGUUCCCGGCGCGUGGUGUCCUGGCAGCUCAGCACUGUCCAGAGGGCCAGGCGCGGCGCUUGGCAGAGGAAAAGGAACCGAUCAGUUUCGUCGAGGGAUUAGCAUUGGCGCAGGAGGAAGGGGGAGGGUUGUCUACCACACGAGUGCUGAAAGCGCGACUGCGCGGCAGUCAGACGGGAAGAUCUUCCAUGGGGCGCAAGGGUCGACUUGUGCCGGCUCCAGGAGUGAACGGGUUUCCGAUGCGAUUCGGGCGAAAGGAAUCCGGGCUGUUAUGGAAGAGUUGGAGAGGCAGGAACAGCUCGCCGAGGAGGCAGACGAGAUGGAGGGGCCCAAGGCCCAGUCUCGCUUUUUCCGCCAGCGUUUUUCCGCGAUGAAACAGCGCCCCGCCUCAGAGGCGGAGACGCAUGAUCCCUCGUCCUUUUCCUCUCGUCUUCCAUUCCCACGGCCGCGGCCGGCGUCGCUGGCAUCUACGAGCGGAGAUCGGGCUAGCGAAUUGGCCCGGACAGCCGCCUCGCCGUCUGCUGUCGGGCGCACGAACCCGCCGGCGCGUUCGCCGACGUUCGUGAGAGCGUCCACGCUUGCCCGAGACCUUUCAAAGUCGAGUGCUGGGAAAGCUGCUCCACAGUUAAGGUCUGGUCUGUGUCGGCCCCGUGGAAAAGGGUGA